AUGUACGGCCAUCAGAACGAGAAACCACUCUACAUCGGACUAGCACCCAUCAAAGCAUCCUCCCCUCCACCCCCGCAGCCCAUCGGAACACCGCCGACAACCGACGAGGGCUUCGCCUACUCGACCUUGCUCCGAAGGGCCGAAGACGAAACCCUGCUCAGGUCUUCCCACCACCAUCACCACCCCAGGUCGCGACUGCCCAGUCCAACCACCUCAACAUUCCCCCAGAAAGCAUAUCCCAUCAAUGGAUCCCACGAAGAAUCCCAAACGGCUGGCUCUUCUUCCUUCUACGCCUCUGCCACCCCUUCCGCACACUACUCGGUCCAAUCGAUCGACCAGGUCGUCCAGCAGUUCAACACUCAUCCUGUCAAAGGGCUCCCCUCCCAGUCCGUACCCGCAAUCCGUGGAAUUCAUGGUCCAAACGAGUUUCAGGUCGACGCUAGGGAAUCGGUCCUCAAGAAAUUCCUUGCCCAGUUUUAUGAGAGUCCAUUGAAUCUCCUGUUACUGGGAUCUGCCGCCAUCAGCUAUGUCGUCGGUAACACCGAUGACGCCAUCAGUAUCACUGCCGCUAUCGUCAUCGUCGUCACAGUUGGCUUCAUUCAGGAACGACGAUCUGAGAAAUCUCUGGCUGCUCUCAACAAACUGGUUCCCCAUUACUGUCAUCUAACACGAGAUGGUCAGCCACAAACCCUACUGGCCAACGUUCUCGUCCCAGGGGAUUUGGUAACAUUCUCUGUCGGGGAUCGGAUCCCGGCAGACCUGAGACUGAUCAAAGCAAACCAACUUGAGAUCGAUGAAAGUUCGAUGACAGGGGAGACCAAACCGAUGAAGAAACAACUCGAACGGGUCCAGAUCGAAGGCCGUCUACCCGACAUCUCCGAACGAACCAAUGUCGCUCUCAUGGGCACAUUGGUCAAGAGCGGUAACGGUGCUGGUAUCGUCGUCGGAACCGGCUUGGAAACUGAGUUUGGCGUCGUAUUUGGAAUGAUGCAAGAGGUCGAAGAACGAAAGACGCCCCUACAGUUAUCGAUGGACGAACUGGCCAAGAAGUUGAGUGCAAUAUCAUUUGCAGUAAUAGCUGUGAUUUGCUUGAUUGGGUUAUGGCAGAAACGAAGUUGGCUUGAGAUGUUCACAGUUGGGGGUCAGUUAGCCUUUUUUCUUCUGUCUCUUCAUUCUGGUUCAUUUCCACUUUGCGCUAACAGUUUUAUCAGAUGGCAUCGCUCUUAUCAUGUCCAAACAGUCUCACUUGCCGUUGCCGCCAUUCCUGAAGGAUUGCCGAUUGUGGUCACAGUCACCCUGGCCUUGGGCGUUUUAAGAAUGUCAAAGCGUAAAGCGAUCGUCAAAAAACUACAUUCAGUCGAAACCCUGGGCUCAGUUUCAGUUAUCUGCUCGGACAAAACUGGAACUCUCACCACUAAUCAAAUGACUGUAACUCAAAUCUUCACGAUAGAUGACGGUCUGAAAACCGUCGAAUCACUAGCUGAACCCAACAUGCACAUGCUCAAGAUCUCAGAUGUCAUCCUCAAAACCCUUGAAAUCGCCAACCUCUGUGUGAACGCUUAUCGAAAUCAAGAUGGAGCAAAUGUCGGCACAAGUACUGAGGUAGCCCUCUUGAACGUGCUAACGAUUUUGGGUGUCGAAGAUUGUCGACCGCAGUUCAAUCGGAAGUCAGAGAUCCCGUUCACAUCUGAGGCCAAGUACUCAUCAGUUGUUGGCUCAUUCAAAUCAACCGAAUCGAGACCAUCCAAUCCACCCAUUUCACCACGAAGUAGCCGGUCAAACCAGUCGCUGAUCACCGAUUGCGACACCCAUUACCUGAUUGGUGCCCCGGAAGUCGUUCUUUCUCGAUGCAAAUUUUAUCUCAAAUCGGACACAGUCACGACCAGCUUGGAGGAGGAGGGGAUUCGAGCUAAGAUCACUCAACAAGCUGAAAACAUGGCCAAAUCUGGCCUUCGAGUCCUGGCCAUGGCCUACGGAUUUGACUCAAACAACAUGAUCUUCACUGGAUUACAAGGAAUGACCGACCCGCCUCGAAAGGGAGUCUCAAAUGCGAUCGCUUCUCUGCAAAAAGGAGGUGUCCAUGUCGUCAUGAUCACAGGUGAUUCUGAGUUCACGGCCACAGCGAUCUCCCGAGAACUGGGCAUUCUGACCAAUUCGGGUAUCUCGAGCUGUCUGACUGGGCAAGAGAUCGACCGACUGACUCCCCGUCAGCUCAUCGACCGAGUCAAAGGUACUUCAGUCUUUGCCCGAGUGACGCCAAGGCACAAGAUGUCGAUCAUCGAGGCCUUCCAGUCUACCGGAUCUGUCGUCGCCAUGACAGGCGAUGGCGUCAAUGAUGCACCCGCUCUCAGGAUGGCUGACAUUGGUAUCUCGAUGGGCAAAGGCGCAACGGAUGUAGCCAAGGAAGCUGCAGACUUGAUCCUCGUCGACGACAACUUUUCCACCAUCCUGCCCGCGAUUGAGGAGGGCAAGACGAUAUUCUACAAUAUUCAAAACUUCCUAGCGUUCCAACUUUCGACAGCCGUUGCUGCAUUAAGUUUGAUCACCAUCUCGACGAUCUUGGGUCUACCUGCCCCAUUGAAUGCUAUGCAAAUUUUGUUCAUCAACAUCUUGAUGGACGGGCCCCCUUCUCAAUCGCUUGGAGUUGACCCAGUCAACAAAGAAGUGAUGAAGCGCAAGCCGAGAUCCAAAAACUCAGCCGUUCUGACGGUCCGUCUCCUCUACAGGAUCGGAUUCUCAGCGAUCAUGAUCAUCGGAUGCACACUAUUUAUCUACCUAUUUGAUCUGAAGGGCGCAGAGGCUGGACAGAGAGAUCAAACGGUGACAUUCACUUCCUUCGUCUUCUUGGAUCUCAUCUCGGCCAUCCAGAAUCGAGGCCUGAAUGUCGACCUCCUUCCGAGGAGGAUCAAACAGCAGAUCCGAGGGAUUUUCCAGCACAAGCUCAUGGCAGUCUUAACUCGGGCAUCGCGGAAGAUCUACCAACCCUUAAGCCGAACGGCAUCCCAUCAUCAUCAUCUGACGACCCGCGACGACCGGGUGAAAACACACAACCCGAUCCUCCUGAUCACCGUCCUGAUCUCCUUCUUAAGCCUCCUGACAAUCAUCUACCUCCACCCCUUGCAGAAAAUCUUCCAGACUCAGGCCUUGGAUCGCCGCGACCUCACCCUCCUCUUCGGGUUGGGCUCCGUCAGCUUCGCGGCUCAUGAGGUCCGUCGACACAUCGAACGCCUCAUCGAGAAAAAUGAACACGACACGACUCUUGAUCUUAAUUUUUAA
Molecule: messenger RNA, 3276 nt
Organism: Puccinia triticina
Lineage: Eukaryota; Fungi; Basidiomycota; Pucciniomycetes; Pucciniales; Pucciniaceae
Exons: 2
Coding region: 1-3276 (1091 amino acids)
Biological process (GO): intracellular calcium ion homeostasis; manganese ion transport; calcium ion transmembrane transport
Cellular component (GO): Golgi membrane; plasma membrane; endoplasmic reticulum
Molecular function (GO): ATP binding; ATP hydrolysis activity; P-type calcium transporter activity
Source: RefSeq, a predicted model, not a curated record